Molecule: messenger RNA, 353 nt
Organism: Nanorana parkeri
Lineage: Eukaryota; Metazoa; Chordata; Amphibia; Anura; Dicroglossidae
Gene: MRPL57
Product: mitochondrial ribosomal protein L57
Exons: 2
Coding region: 24-335 (103 amino acids)
Biological process (GO): mitochondrial translation
Cellular component (GO): mitochondrial ribosome
Molecular function (GO): structural constituent of ribosome
Source: RefSeq, a predicted model, not a curated record
CCUGUUUCAGGAGUGAAGUGACCAUGUUCCUGACAAACAUCCUGCGGAAAGGCAUAUCGGGUCGUCAGUGGAUUGGCAAGUACAGACGGCCUCGGGUGAUCACAUGGUGCAUGAAGAAGAAUCUGACUGAGAGGUUGGCGAUAGAAGCCGAGACGGAGUAUUGGAUAAGCCGGCCCUACAUGACCAAAGACCAGGAGUUCCGCCAUGCCGCCGAGCGGAGGCAGAGACAGUAUGAGGAGGUGAAGGCCCAAAAACGGGCCAAUUUCCCCCCACACAAAUACUUGGGCGAGCACUUGAAUCACCUAAAUACUACCAAGAAAUGGACUAUCUCGUGAUUGGUUUAUUCUCAGUGG